This is a messenger RNA of Cyclopterus lumpus (lumpfish), 3188 nucleotides long. RefSeq names its product chloride channel protein 1-like. Bases 51 to 3188 code for a protein of 1045 amino acids. NCBI's taxonomy places the organism in Eukaryota, Metazoa, Chordata, Actinopteri, Perciformes, Cyclopteridae. The transcript is spliced from 25 exons. Gene Ontology annotation, molecular function: voltage-gated chloride channel activity. The record is from RefSeq and is a predicted model, not a curated record. Gene Ontology annotation, biological process: chloride transport; transmembrane transport. Gene Ontology annotation, cellular component: membrane.
AGUGAGUUGGAGCAGCCAGUGGGCCGUUUGAGGUGCUUUCCUCUCUGUAGAUGCUGCAGAAGUUCAGUCUCAAUGAUCUUGGCAAAUGGUGGCCCAGCAGGUCUCUGUGCUGCAGCUCCUCCACCAUCAUCAUCGGGGGCGGCUGCACUGACACCACACCCAGCAGCUCCGGUAAGAAGGGGUGCGGCCCUAGUCCCGACACGAAGGAAGCAAAGCCCAAAAAGUGUUGCUUCUCGCCGCUGUUUGCUCGUUCUGAGGGAGAACAGCUCUAUGGGGAGUACCAAGAGAACCAAGGGGGCUCCGGCAGACGGGAGGCCACGCGCCUGCUGACCGAGAGGCAGAUCAAGAAACAUGGCAACCACCCCGGCGGCAGGCCGCGCCACGGCCGGCCCGGUCAGAACGGGUGCCGCGGUCGACACCACGGCAGGACGAGGAACAGGCGGCAGUUCGAGGCGGACGGCGACGAGCGGGACGAGCAAGCGGCCGAACGCGACCUCGCGACCUCCGCGAAGAAGAGACGCUCCUACUCCAAAUGUAGAGACUGCAUAGCACGAGUACAGAGAUUCCUCGUGACCAGGCUGGGAGAAGACUGGAUCUUCCUGGUUCUGCUGGGCAUCACGAUGGCGCUGAUCAGCUGGACGAUGGACUACGCCAGCGCAAAGAGCCUGCAAGCCUAUAAGUGGAUUCACGGGGAGCUGAGGGGGAACAUCCCCCUGCAGUACCUGGCCUGGGUUUCAUACCCCCUGAUCUUCAUUCUGUUCUCCUCCCUCUUCUGUCACCUGGUUGCACCUCAAGCUAUCGGUUCUGGCAUCCCCGAGCUGAAGACCAUCCUGAGAGGCGUGGUGCUGAAGGAAUAUUUAACGCUCAGGGCCUUCGUGGCCAAAGUCAUCGGUCUGACGGCCGCCCUGGGCAGCGGGAUGCCGGUGGGCAAAGAGGGUCCAUUCGUUCACAUCGCCAGCAUCUGCGCCGCGGUCCUCAGCAGGUUCAUGUCCUUCUUCUCGGGGGCGUAUCAGAAUCCAUACUGUUACACGGACAUCCUGACAGUGGGCUGUGCUGUCGGGGUCGGCUGCUGCUUCGGGACUCCGCUUGGAGGUGUGCUCUUCAGCAUCGAGGUGACGUCCACGUACUUCGCUGUGAGGAACUACUGGAGGGGGUACUUUGCCGCCACGUUCAGCGCCUUCAUAUUCAGAGUGUUGUCCGUGUUCAACAAAGACGCAGUAACCAUCACUGCUCUGUUCAGGACAAACUUCCGCAUGGAUUUCCCUUUCGACCUGCAGGAGCUGCCGGCCUUCGCCAUCAUUGGGAUCUCCUGUGGGUUCUUGGGGGCGUUCUUCGUCUAUCUCAACAGACAGGUGGUGCUGUUCAUGAGACGGCCCAACGCCAUGACCCGCUUCCUCACCAAACACCGGCUGAUCUUUCCCGCUGUGGUGACGCUCGUCAUCGCCACGUUGACCUUCCCACCCGGCUUCGGACAGUUCAUGGCGGGCGAGCUGAUGCCAAGGGAGUGCAUCAACUCCCUGUUCGACAACUUUACGUGGACAAAGAUUUCGGGGUCUCCUCUCCCGGCCGGUCUGGGUCUCUCUGCCGCCUGGCUGCACCCCGAUGUCAGCGUGUUCCUCACCCUGCUGCUCUUCUUAUUCAUGAAGUUCUGGAUGUCCGCGGUGGCCACCACCAUGCCCAUUCCCUCGGGGGCCUUCAUGCCCGUCUUCAUACUGGGAGCUGCGUUCGGCCGGCUGGUUGGGGAGAUCAUGGCCACCCUGUUCCCUCACGGCAUCGUGUUUGAUGGCAUCCUCUACCGCAUCAUCCCCGGAGGGUACGCAGUCAUUGGAGCGGCAGCUUUGACCGGGGCCGUGACUCACACGGUGUCCACGGCGGUGAUCUGCUUUGAGCUGACGGGUCAGAUCUCCCACAUCCUGCCCAUGAUGGUGGCAGUAAUCCUGGCCAACAUGGUGGCCCAGGGCCUGCAGCCCUCCCUGUACGACUCCAUCAUCCAGGUCAAGAAGCUCCCGUACCUGCCGGAGCUCGGCUUCGGACACAUGAGCCAGUACAACAUCGUCGUGGAAGACAUCAUGGUGAGGAAGGUGAAGUUCGUGUCGUCUCAGUCCACGUACAGAGAAGUGAAGCUGCUGCUGGACUCCUCCUCGCUCAAUUCAAUCCCUCUGGUCGACUCGAAGGAUUCUAUGAUCCUAUUGGGCAGCAUCGACAGGCUGGAGCUGCUGGCUCUUUGUGAUUGGUGGUUGUCGCCAGAGAGGCGGCUCCUGAUGCAGGGUCAGAGCCUCCAGGAGGAGAACCAGAAACACAGCUGGGAGGCCUUCGCCUUCGUGGAUGAGGAGGAGGAGGAGGAGGAGGAGGAGGACGGAGAGAAGGGCGGCCCGGUGCAGGAGGAGAGGAACGGCCCGCGGCCUCCUCCAAAGACUCAGGAGUCCUCGAACCACACUGCUGCUGGCCCCGGUCCUCUACAGUCUGUGCAGAAAACACUCAGGAAUCUCUUCACCUCUAAGAGCGGACAGACAGAGGCACAGUCACAGGAGCCCUGUCCUCGCCCCCCCCUGGCAGACACCAUGACACCAGAAGAGAUCAACGCGUGGGAGGAGGCCGAGGUGGACACGCCGAUGGAAAUCGAUGAGAUACGAGUGGACCCUUCGCCUUUCCAGCUGGUCGAGAGGACGUCGUUACACAAGACACACACCUUGUUCUCUCUGCUGGGACUCAGCCACGCUUAUGUGACCAGUAUCGGCAAACUGGUGGGAGUGGUGGCCCUGAAGGAGCUCCAGAAGGCCAUCGAAGGCUCCACUCGCUCUGGCGUCCGCCUCCGUCCUCCUCUCGCCAGCUUUCGCGACAUCACCAACCGCAACUCUGUUCCCAAAUCUCCGCCUUCCUCCUCCUCCGCUGCUCCGUCCUCUCCUCCCUCCACCUCCACCUGCCCUCCUCCCUCCACCUCCACCUGCCCUCCUCCCUCGGCUCCAGCUGCUCCCCAGCUCCCUCCCCCCCCUCCCCACCACCGUCUCCACGAGAACGAAACGGAGGUGUGGAUCGAGGGCGUGAGCCCGGAGGUGGAGGAGAGCCGCCUCACCCCCCCUCCCUCCACCACUCCUCCGCCGGUCCCUUCUUCUUCCACUCCUCCCCCUCCUCCUCCCCCCCCCCACCACCACCCAGAGACCCUUACAGAGGCUCCUCGAGCCGGAUGA